Tachysurus vachellii is the source of this 7481-nucleotide messenger RNA. RefSeq names its product cytoplasmic linker associated protein 1a (gene clasp1a). Bases 495 to 5255 code for a protein of 1586 amino acids. Gene Ontology annotation, biological process: mitotic spindle assembly. The transcript is spliced from 42 exons. NCBI's taxonomy places the organism in Eukaryota, Metazoa, Chordata, Actinopteri, Siluriformes, Bagridae. Gene Ontology annotation, molecular function: microtubule binding; kinetochore binding. The record is from RefSeq and is a predicted model, not a curated record. Gene Ontology annotation, cellular component: mitotic spindle; microtubule organizing center; cytoplasmic microtubule.
GUCAUUGUCCCUCACAGCAGGGCAGCUCUACACACACACACGUUCAUCGCUGCUGCUCUUUUACCUCCAGCGUCUGAAACGGCUUUUUCCACCUCUUAAUUACAGGUUAAUCAUUAAGGUAGUUCAACAUUAGUGGGAUUAUGGAGCAUUCUUCCACAGAAGCCUUCCUCUCUGGCACUAGUUACCCCACUCCAUGCUGCAGCCACUCUUAGAAGGUUUGCUGUUGGUAGCCUUUUGGCUUGAAAGGAAAGGAGAGCUCCCAAACCACAUCAGCUGUUGUCGCCAAACAUAUGGUGCAUUUUUGCCAUUCCUAGGCCUACAUCCUCGAAGGCUCAGCCCACUGCCCUGCCGUGCAAACAGGAUUUGCAAUAAGACAGGAUAUUAAUACAUUAAGCCUUGUCAUUUCUUUAAUUUGGGUCACAAAAGAACGCUAAAGGUCUCUCUCAGUUUUCCUCUCCCACUGCCGUUGAGGUGGUGGUUGAGCAGCCGAGGCUAUGGAGCCCAAUAUGGAGUACUGUCUGGCACAAGUGCUACAGAAGGAUGUGGGCCGGAGACUUCAGGUUGGUCAGGAGCUCAUCGACUACAUCACUGAUACGGAAAAGUCUCAUGACCUGGAGCAGGACCAAACUGCAUUGGACAAGAUGGUGGAUGGCCUUGCUUCCUCCUGGGUCAACUCCAGCAAUUUCAAGUUGGCGUUACUGGGAAUUGACAUUUUGUCUGCCUUCGUGACGAGAUUACAAGACCGUUUUCGGACCCAGAUUGGAACAGUUUUACCCAGCUUGAUAGAUCGAUUAGGUGAUGCCAAAGAUCAAGUCAGAGACCAGGACCAGACAUUGCUGCUGAAGAUCAUGGACCAGGCUGCUAACCCUCAGUAUGUGUGGGACAGAAUGCUGGGGGGAUUCAAACACAAAAACAACAGGACCAGAGAAGGAGUCUGUCUUUGUCUUAUUGCAACACUGAAUGUGUAUGGUGCCCAGGGAUUAACUCUAAACAAAAUUGUACCACAUAUAUGUAACCUGUUGGGAGACCCCACAAGUCAGGUGAGGGACAGUGCCAUGAGCUGCCUUGUGGAAAUAUAUAGACACGUAGGAGAAAGGGUUAGAGUUGACCUCAGCAAGAAAGGAUUGCCACAAUCACGGUUGAAUGUAAUUUUUGCCAGAUUUGACGAGGUCCAAAGAUCUGGGAACAUGAUCCUCUCUUCUGGGUCAGAUAAGAACUUUGAUGAUGAGGACUCUGUGGAUGGAGGCAGGUCCUCCUCUUCUACUUCGUCUAAAGGUUUCUCCAGCAGCAGACGAGGAGGAAGCAUGGGCUCAAUGAGACGACCCAGUUCUGCUUCAGCACCCAGAGCUGCAGGGAAAGAAGGAGCCAGUGCAGGAGCUGUCGAUGAAGAAGAUUUUAUUAAGGCAUUUGAAGAUGUCCCUACUGUGCAGAUCUAUUCCAGUAGAGAACUGGAAGACUCCUUGACUAAAAUACGUGAGGUCUUGUCAGAUGAUAAACAUGACUGGGAGCACAGAGUGACUGCUCUGAAGAAAGUACGCUCACUGCUCCUAGCUGGAGCUGCGGAACAUGAGGGUUUUUUUCAACAGCUCCGCCUUUUUGAAGGUGCCUUCAAACUCUCUGUGAAGGACUUGCGCUCUCAGGUGGUUCGGGAGGCCUGCAUCACUCUUGGACACAUCUCCUCAUUGUUCGGGAACAAAUUUGACCACGGAGCAGAAGCCAUCAUGCCCACGCUGCUCAAUCUUGUGCCUAACAGCACCAAAGUCAUGGCCACAUCAGGUGUGGUUGCUAUUCGGCUUAUUUUACGGCAUACACACUAUCCUCGUUUAAUUCCAAUCAUCACCAGUAACUGUACAUCUAAAUCAGUGGCUGUUCGAAGACGGUGUUAUGAAUUUCUAGACCUGAUGUUGCAGGAAUGGCAGACCCAUACACUAGAGAGGAAUGUCGCAGUUCUCACUGAGACCAUCAAGAAAGGAAUACAUGACGCUGAUUCAGAAGCCAGAUCUAUAGCCAGAAAAUGUUACUGGGGAUUUCACGGUCACUUCAACCGAGAGGCGGAGCACCUAUUUCAGUCUCUGGAAUCGACCUAUCAAAAGGCUAUCCAGUCUUAUCUGAAGAGUUCUGACAGCAUAGUGUCACUGCCUCAGUCUGACCGUUCCUCCUCCAGCUCUCAGGAGAGCCUCAAUCGGCCGUUAUCUGUGAGAAGUGUGAUUGGUGGAAGCAUGACCAGAAGUAAAGUGGUGAGCUCCAGAGCACCGUCCACCCCUAGCUCACUCCAGCGUUCACGAAGUGAUAUCGAUGUGAAUGCUGCUGCCAGUGCCAAGUCCCGGAUGCCUGCCGUGCCCUCUGGUCCCUCUCCUUCCCCUUUCAGCUCAGCUGCAGCCCUUCCCCCAGGAUCCUAUGCUUCUCUGGGCCGUGUGCGCACCAGAAGGCAGAGCUCUGGAAGUGCUGUUGGUGCAAACUCUACAGUAACGGACAGCCGAGGUCGAAGCAGAGCUAAAGUGGUGUCUCAGUCUCAGCCUGGCAGUCGGUCAAGUUCCCCAGGAAAGCUGCUGGGUCACACAUAUGGCCGAGUCCCGCGUACCACAGCCGUGGCUUCUACACCUUCAGAUAAACGAGCAAGGGUCCCGAGAAGUCAGGGCUGCAGCCGAGAGACAAGCCCGAGCAGACUGGGCAUCGCUGAGCUGUGUCGUAAAGCUCUUCUUCCUGCUGCUUCUCGUUACCGCACGCUAGCCCGGAGCAGCCGCAUCCCACGUCCCAGCAUGAGUCAGGGCUGCAGCCGUGACACGAGUCGCGAGAGCAGCCGUGAUACCAGCCCUGCUCGGGGUUUCACUCCUUUGGCUUCCCGACGCCACUCUCGCUCCACCAGUGCGCUGUCCACGGCCGAGUCCGUGGCCCAGUCAGAUCGAUUUGGUCUAAUCCACCAAGCCCGUAUUUCUGCGUCUGUCAAUGCUAUGAGAGUUCUGAACACCGGGACAGAGGUUGAGGCAGCUGUGGCUGAUGCUUUGCUGUUAGGAGACUCCAGGAAUAAGUGUAAACCUAUGAGAAGGCGGUACGAGUCUCCAGGGAUGUACUCGGAUGACGAUGCUAACAGCGACGCAUCAAGUGCCUGCUCUGAGCGCUCGUACGGAUCCCGCAAUGGAGGAAUUCCACACUUUUUACGACAGACUGAGGAUGUUGCUGAGGUGCUUAACCACUGUGCCAGCUCCAACUGGUCUGAGAGGAAGGAAGGACUCAUAGGCCUGCAAAACUUACUUAAGAGCCAGCGUGUUCUUAGCCGAGUGGAGAUGAAAAGAUUAUGUGAGAUCUUCACAAGAAUGUUUGCAGAUCCCCAUAGCAAGAGAGUUUUUAGCAUGUUCCUGGAGACUCUGGUAGACUUUGUAACUGUUCAUAGAGAGGACCUUCAGGAUUGGCUUUUUGUCCUGCUCACUCAGCUGCUAAAGAAGAUGGGAGCUGAUCUCCUGGGUUCAGUUCAGGCCAAAGUCCAAAAGGCCCUGGACGUCACUCGUGAAUCUUUCCCGUUCGACCAACAAUUCAACAUCCUUAUGAGGUUUAUUGUUGAUCAAACACAAACUCCUAACUUGAAGGUUAAGGUGGCCAUCCUGAAGUACAUUGAGUCUCUGGCAAGGCAAAUGGACCCUGCAGACUUUGUGAAUUCCAGUGAAACAAGAUUAGCUGUGUCCCGUAUCAUAACCUGGACCACUGAGCCCAAAAGCUCUGAUGUCAGGAAGGCUGCCCAGGUGGUACUGAUCUCUCUCUUUGAGCUGAACACACCUGAAUUCACGAUGCUUCUUGGAGCUCUACCAAAAACAUUCCAGGAUGGAGCAACCAAGCUCCUCCAUACCCACCUAAAAAACUCCUCCAGCACCAGUGGUGUGAGUUCUCCCAGCAACACGAUUGGCCGUACACCACCCAGGCAUCCAUCUAGCAGAACGAGCCCCCUCACCUCUCCCACUAACUCCUCUCACACAGGCCUUUCACCAAGUCGGUUGUGGGGUUGGAGUGUCGAUGGGUUCUCAAAGCACCCAGCACCUCCUCCAUCUCAGCCCCCAGUCCCUGCCCCCUCCCUCAGGGCCCUCCGCUGCGCUUUCUCCCCCAGUAUGCUGGAAUAUGACACAGAGAAUAUGAACUCUGACGAAAUCUACAGUUCACUGCGUGGCGUUACAGAGGCCAUCCAGAGCUUUAGAUAUCGCAGUGAGGAAGACCUAAACGAGCCAAUCAGACGUGAAAUCAAGAAGGAUGACGGGGUUGGCCAGGAGACUGCAUCACCUGGGUCAGAUUCUCGGUUAGGUUUAGAUAUAGUUGAGGGAGGACGUACUGCCUUGGAUAACAAGACAUCUCUACUCAACACCCCCUCUCCUCGCUCUUUUGCUGGGCCGAGGGCACGAGAAUUUGCACCAUAUGUAUAUGGGGACACCAUUGGUGGUUAUGAUAAGAGUGCUUUGAAAGAGGCUGUCUUUGAUGAUGACGUGGAGCAAUUUCGUGAUUGCCGUCGGCAGGAGUGCAGUGAGAACAAGAUGGUGCUCUCCAAGGGCUUUGCUCCUGACCUGGUGGCAGACCUGCUAAAAGAGCUGUCCAAUCAUAAUGAGCGAGUAGAAGAGAGAAAAGGGGCACUGGUGGAACUGCUAAAGAUCACCCGAGAAGACAGCCUAGCUGUGUGGGACGAGCAUUUCAAAACGAUCCUGCUGCUGCUCCUGGAGACACUUGGAGACAAAGAUCACACUAUUCGAGCUAUGGCUCUCCGUGUUCUAAAAGAAAUCCUAAGGAUUCAGCCAGCCCGCUUCAAGAACUAUGCUGAACUCACCAUCAUGAAAACAUUAGAGGCUCACAAGGAUUCUCACAAGGAGGUGGUAAGAGCUGCUGAAGAGUCUGCAUCCACACUGGCUGGCUCCAUCCACCCUGAGCAGUGCAUCAAGGUGCUGUGUCCCAUUGUGCAGACUGCAGACUACCCCAUCAAUCUGGCAGCUAUUAAAAUGCAGACAAAAGUUGUUGAGCGCAUUGCCAAGGAUUCUCUUCACCAGCUGCUUCCAGACAUUAUUCCUGGCCUCUUACAAGGCUAUGACAACACAGAAAGCAGCGUUCGCAAGGCCAGCGUCUUUUGCCUGGUGGCCAUCUACUCGGUCAUCGGUGAGGAGCUCAAGCCCCAUCUGGCGCAACUCACGGGCAGUAAGAUGAAGUUGCUAAACCUUUAUAUCAAGAGAGCUCAAACAACCAACAGUAACAGCAGCAGUUCGUCUGAUGUGUCCUCUCACAGCUAAUGCAGAAGGCGUGCUCAUCAGUGCCCUGUACUCAAGUGGGAUCUUAGCUGUGCCUCCGUCAGACCUUUUGGUUUUUCUUUAUUGUUUUUAUUCAGUAUUUCAAACACAUUUCCAUCAGUAUUCCUUUUAAUUUCCUGUUUCCUGAUUCAUUUCCUGAAUGUAAAAAUAGUUAGAAAGUUUCUUUAGGGAUCACAUUUUUAUAUUUCUGUUUUGACUGGCACCAGUUACUUUUGUUUAAAGAAAUUACUUGAUAUUUAACAUUAAUAAUGUAAUAAUGUGGUCAUUUUUCAAAUCUAUAGUGUUUGAGAUUUUGACAUUGUUUUAAACGGGGAACAGUUGUGUAGGUUAAAUAGGUCACUUGAAUCUGAGUAAGUGGCAGAGGAUCAUUUGGCUGGCCGAGUGAUUUUAAAUGUGAUGAUAAGAAAACAGUCAUUUGUAGAAAAAAUGACCACCAAAAAUGUAGGACUAAGUGUAUAAAUUGAUUUUAAUUUGUAUUUAAAUAGUUACCAGCCACCAGAUCUGCACACCCUGUAACAGAGAAAACAUCUAAAAUGUGUCCUUUAUGGUUGUAAUUGAAGGCUAUUUUAAACUCUAAGGAUUUGUAUUAUGAGUUGCUUUACUUUAUACAAUUUUUUUUUUAAUUUUUUUUUUUUUUUAUAAAUAUUAUGAACAGUAUGUUUUGCCCUGCCACGGCACAAUGGCACAAAUCAACCUGGAUAAGGACAAACUACUGAGUGUAAAUUCCAUCAAUAUUUGUGAAAUCUGUACCAAUUUUUUUUUUUUUUUACUUCUUUUCACAGUUAAGAUGCUAAAUUAUUUUAUUGCAUUGAAAAUGACAUAAAACGGAUAGUCUGUCCAGUGUCAGUCAGUAACCUGCACGGACUGCAGUUCUCUUUGCAGCAUUAGUAAAGAUGAUUGCAAAAUUCUAGAUGGACUACAUGAACAUUCAAGAUGAAGCCCAAUUUUCAAGAAAAUGACAAUCUAAAUGAAAGUAAAAAAUGUAAACAGUGAAUCAUUUGGAAGUGCUUAAAAUAAUUAUUUGUUGUCAUAAAUGAACAUCAACAAGUGCUUUACUUUAUUGCAUUGAAACAAAUGUGUAUAUAUCUGGAGCAUCUUGAGUCAAAAACAUUGAAUUAAAUGGUUAAAGACUCCUUAAGAACAAUCUCACCCAGACCCAGGUUUCUAGUGAUCCUGCUGCUUAAUGAAGACUUUGCUCAAAUAAGUACAUGCUAAAUGGCAGUGACUUCUGCUUUGAAGGACAGCUAAAUGAUGGCAGAAACCUCAGACACUACCAUGCUUAUUGUUUAGUUUUCUUAUAUUAUGUUUUGGCCACUCAGACUGUUGGUUUUAAGUGUGCACACUGUUUUAAAUGUGAAAAGUGCUGUGUAAAAUCCCUCAAAAAUUAAUAAGAUACAUUCUCUAAUGGCUCAACAUUUUGCCAAUUUCUUCUGCAGCUUUUGCUAUCAGAUGCUUUUUGUACAUACAUUGUUAUAUUAAAAAAAAGAGAAAAAAAAAAAAAAGUAAAACAAUGGGGGUUUGCACUCUUUUGCACGUUAGCAACUGCAUGUUUUGGAACACCCAUCUUGCACUUCAGUAAUUGGCCUUGUUACAGUUUUUGAGCCCUUGCCUCUUCAGUCCUGUGGUCAGUCUGUAAAUACAGUAUUAAUGCUUUCCCCAAGCAAAGAGGCAUCCAAGUAUAAAACUUAAACAAGGCUUAAUGAGGUGACCAAAAUAUCAUGUGUCUGUUUCUAAACAAGUUCAUUGUAAACUUUGGGCGAAAACAUCUUACUUUUCAUAUCAUUCUACAUUCUAUCUAUUGGGACUUGUGGCUUUCAUGAAGGCACACUGUGUGUGUCUGCCUUAGUAAUAUACAGUUUUUAUUGGCAGGCAGCCACAAGCUUAUGAUGGCCUGACAAUGGAAGUCUUUUUCAUAUUGUUUGAAUUAGGUCCAAUUUAAAACCGAGCCAACUUUGAGGGGAAAAUGCAAAUAUUAGUUAAUGAGUGGAUCUCAAUAAUCUGUGCAAAUGUAGGGCCGCAAAAGGUUUAUCAGCAUAUUUUCUUCACAUUUUAACUUUGUUUUUUGUUGUGUAACCCUCAUAUUCAUAUUUAUACAUUUAAAUUUCUUUUAUCAUGAUGACUGUACAGUUUGUUUUCUUUUCUAAGGGCCCUGUGUAAUAGAUUUGCAACCUGAACAUGUUUGCCCAAAAAUAAACCUGAAAAACUGAA